GCAGUAAAGCUGGAUCCCCCUUCCCAUGGGACAUCCUUCACUAAGGCCAAUGGGCGCCUGGAGCUGAGGCUGCCGCGGCCGCAGUGUCACCAUGAGGAGCGGCCGCCGCCGCGCAGGGAGGCUCGAUUCCGCCGGGUGGGUGAUCGCAGCUGGAUGCAGGUGAUGUGUGAGACAGGGAAGGGUGAGGAUGAAGAGAAUGACCCAGUGACCUGCGAGCUGGGGGGAACCGCUGCCUUCGAGGUGCAGCUCCGACACAGGACGCAGCACUGGAGCAGCCACUGGAGUAACUGGAGCGCAUCCAUCUUCAUCCCCGAGGAGAUCCUGGAGAGCCCCGCACUGAGCUUCAGGCUGGGACACCUCGGGAGAAAUGGGCAGAGGCUGUUGCAGCUGGGCUGGCAGCGCGCCCGCGCGGCACAGGGGGACGUCAUCUACACACUGCAUGCCCACAUGCCGCAGUGCAGCUGCGUCGAGGAGGACGAGGUUGUGCUGGGGGCAGAGGAGACAGAGUACAACCUCACGCUCUGCGGGGCUGCGUACGAGAUCGUGCUGACGGCCACCAACGCCGCGGGAACCAGCCCUGAACGGCGGCUGCACGUGCCGGCGGAGCAGCACACGGAGCUCAGCUUCCAGAACAUCAGCUCGGUGGGCACCACGGUGACCGUACGCUGGGAGGCACCAACGCGAGGCUUCGCCUUCUGCUCCGAGCGGGAGCGGAUGCCGGGAACCCCACGGCCGGGGCGCUGCGUGCAGGAGGAGUUCCUCGCACGCAGCUCCCAUUGGCAGGCAGGGCCGCUGGAAGCGCCGGCCUGUUACCGGCUCGCCGUGCACGGCCGCGGUGCAGAGCAGGACUGGGCCACCUUCGCUCUGCAGCAUACUUUCGUCGGCAACACCUCGUUGGCCGCCUCUGUCCGCAUCAACGCCAGCGCCGACGCCGCCGUGCUGCUCUGGGAGCCGUCCCCACGCGCUGCUUGCCCCGGGGCGCUGCUGGGGUACCGCGUGUGUCACGCGGCUGAAGGGGACAACGUGACGUAUGGCGACGUGGACGCAUCAGCAUCGCAGUACGCACUGCGAGACCUGAAACCGGGCACCGCCUACAGGGUGGGCAUCCAGGAGGUGGCAGCGGGCGGCGGGGGGACCUGCAGUGCCCGGUGGUACUUCCAGACCACGGCACUGGGUGUUGGGACUGCGGUGUGGAGCUCCAACCUGAAGUACCUGGGCAUCUCGCUGGGGCUCCCAGCUGCCGCCCUCAUCUACCAGCUGAGCAAGAAGAGGCUCCACGGGAUGCUCUUCCCCCCCCUGCCCAAACCUACGGGCAGUGAAGCCCUCCAGUUCUCAGCCAGCGAGAUGAGCCAGAACAAACCCUGGAAAAGCUUCCUGGAGCCUUCGGAGCAGCUCAGCUCCGGGGAGUUGCUGGUGAUGGAGCUGAGCCUUGAAAAGGAGGCAGCCACCAGCACACGGCCCCAUACACCACAGCUCAGCCCCAAAGAACCGAUGGAGCCACUGCAGCCACACUGCAAGAUGGAGCUGCCCUUCACAUACCGCAGGCAGGAGGUGCUGGACCCGGAGCCAGUGGGGUCAGGGGGGUCAGGGGAAGUCCCAACCUGUGGCCCCACAGCUGCAGAGGAGGGCGCAGGGAGCUGGGGGCUGAGCCAGGUGCUGCCACCUCUUGUGCUGCUCAAACCCAUCACCCCACAGGAUCAGGAGGGUGUGGGGCUGCUGCAGGAGAAAGCGGUGCCUUAGGGAUCCCAGGGAUGGGGGACAAAGCGGGUCCCUCAGACAGCGAGGGGGUGAUGCUGAGGGUCUGGGAGGGCUGAUGCUGAGCAUCCAGGUGGGAUGCUGAAUGCCCUUCCCAAGGUAUGGUCCUGUGGGCACUUUCCUGGGGGGUUUCUGAUUUCCAGGAAUGCUGCUGCACUGCACAGGGGCCAGUGAGGCACUGUGGGGGUGGGGAUGUUUCUUUGGACACGAGGAAGUUGCUUUGGGAGCACAUCAGAGCGAACACUGCAUCCCUGCCCCCGUGGGAUGGGGGCACAGCCAAGCCCCGCGCCGAGCACUGAAAUACCAGAGUGUAAAAGUAAAGAAAUCCAAACAGCAGCACCGCCGCGCUCUCCUUC
Messenger RNA from Meleagris gallopavo (turkey), 2111 nucleotides. The record is from RefSeq and is a predicted model, not a curated record. Lineage: Eukaryota; Metazoa; Chordata; Aves; Galliformes; Phasianidae.